GGGAAAGGAGAAAUAAGAAUAUAGAAUAAAGAAGAAAAAGGAGAAGAACGAGAAGAAAGAAGAAGAAGAAGAAGAAAUUCAACAACAACAACAACAACAACAACAACAAGACCCGUCCCGGCACGGAAGGAGCCCGAAAGUGUAUUGAGUAGGGGCGAGCUUUCCAUGCACGGGCAGGACUCGCUAGCAUGACGUGGGCAGAUUUCGUGGAAUGGCUUUAUCAAAACAAGGUUGUGCUUAUCGCCGUGACCUGCUCGGUGGUGGGUGCCGGCGGGUGCCUGGUGGGCUUGCGGGCAUGGCUGCAGGGACCCAUGUGCAGGAGCAAGGCGCGGCUGGACGGCAAGACAGUCGUCAUCACCGGCAGCAACACUGGCAUCGGCAAGGAGACAGCUCGGGAUCUCUCGCGCAGAGGGGCGCGCGUGGUUAUGCUGUGCCGGGAUCUGCAGAAGGCGAGGACAGCUGCCGAGGAAAUCAACAAGGAGACCGGCAACCCUAUGGUCGUCCACCACCUCGACCUCGCCUCCCUCGAGUCCGUCCGAAACACUGCAGAGAUCCUCGCAGACACCGAGCAGAACAUCCACAUCCUCAUCAACAACGCAGGUAUCAUGAUGUGCCCGCGGUGGGAGACCAAGGACGGGUUUGAGAUGCAGCUGGGUACAAACCACCUUGGUCACUUCCUGCUGACGAUGCUGCUCCUCGACCGGCUCAAGGCAUCAGCACCUGCCAGGAUCAUUAAUGUCUCCUCCAUUGCUCAUACCCAGGGCAAGAUGCAUUGGGACGACCUUCACCUCACCAAAGAUUACAACGCUAAGACUGCCUACUGCCAGAGCAAACUUGCCAACGUGCUAUUCACGCGCGAGAUGGCCAAGAAGCUGCAAGGCACUAACGUCAAUACCUACUCACUCCAUCCCGGCGUGGUACAGACGGAGCUGGGGCGCCACAUUCAUCAGUCUGUCAAUGGCUUCAUCCACUGGGCCUUCCAUUUCUUCGGGAACUUUUUCUUCAAGACAGUGACUCGCGGCGCACAAACCACGAUCUACUGCGCCGUGGAUGAGACUCUCGCGACGCAGACAGGGAAGUACUACAGUGACUGUGCCGAGAAGCAACCGCACCCGCUUGCCCUGUGUGACGAUGACGCGCGGCGGCUGUGGGACGUGAGCUCUGAACUCGUGGGUCUCAGCGUGUGAAGAGCUCAGCCGAUUAGCACUGAAGAUUCACCCAUUCCUCGCUCUGGACUUAGUUAUACCACACGCCUAACAAGUCUGCUGGGUAGCUAGAUUUUUUUUUAUUUCUAUAUAGAUAAUUCAUGAACUUUCUCCCUCAUGAGCCUAUUAAAUUAUGCAACUUCAUGACACUGUCCCUGCAUUCCGCUCCCAAUUUCGUUGUUCAUUACGAUAUUUCCAAUUCGGUAAUCUAGUCCUCAUAGCCAGUGGUGUUUCAGAGUAGGACCGGCGAGCAAUAGACGCUUAUCAAACCCGUGACCUGUUUCUCGUUUCCCACACGUCUGCUGUGUCGGGUGAUCUCAGUGGCCGAGGCUCAGGCCAUGGCACGUGAGCUGACUCAAACCUCUGUCAGCUUACGAUCAAGUGUGAAAUUUUUGUAACACUAACCAGUCACGCGUUUUCAACAGCGGUGACCAGUUCCAACCCUUUGACCGCUAACACCAGGCUUGACCUUUAUCCUUCCCAUGUCCCUGAUAUGAAAUGUGCUGGUGCAAAUUUAUACUACUACUAUAAUUCUGAAAGACGCUGCAAAGUUUCAUGUAUUUGUUUAUUUAUUUAUUUUUAUUUAUUUAUUUAUUUUGCUCGGUGGAAUCGUCUAAGGUUAUUCAAAGUGAAACAAGUGCCAUACUGUACUUAACGGUCAAAGGGUUUUAGAACACACACACACAUACACACACAAAAAAAAAAAAAAAAAAAAAAAAAAAAAUAAUAAUAAUAAUAAAUAAAUAGAUAAAUAAAUAAAUAAAUAAAAAUAAGAAUAAAAAUAAAUACAUA
Molecule: messenger RNA, 1997 nt
Organism: Scylla paramamosain (green mud crab)
Lineage: Eukaryota; Metazoa; Arthropoda; Malacostraca; Decapoda; Portunidae
Product: retinol dehydrogenase 11-like
Exons: 7
Coding region: 189-1187 (332 amino acids)
Source: RefSeq, a predicted model, not a curated record